AUGGCCAACUUCAGAGCUCUAGCCACCGCCGCGAUCUUCCUCCUGGUCGCGCUCUCCACGUCGCACAUUGCCUCCUCCCUUCGCCCCGGCCUAGGGGUCUGCCGUGCCAGCGGCUAUCUCCCGGGCAAGUCCGGCAACUGCGAGAAGAGCAAUGACCCGGACUGCUGCGAAGACGGUAAGAGGUACCCACAGUACCACUGCUCGCCGCCGGUCACCGCGACCACCAAGGCCGUCCUGACGCUAAACAGCUUCGAGAAGGGCAAGGAUGGCGGUGGCCCGUCAGAGUGUGACAACUCCUACCACAGCGACAAGGAACUGGUCGUUGCGCUCUCCACUGGCUGGUUCAAGAACAUGGCACGUUGCGGUCACCACAUCAAGAUCACCGCAAACGACAAGUCCGUGUACGCCAAGGUGGUGGACGAGUGCGACUCCGUGUAUGGCUGUGACGCUGACCACAACUAUGAGCCUCCAUGCGAUAAUAACAUCGUUGAUGCCUCACCGGCGGUGUGGAAUGCCCUGGGGCUCGACCAGAACGUCGGCAUGGAGGAUAUCACCUGGUCAGAGGACAUGGCUAACCCGAAGCUACUAGCUGUGCUUGUGCUCUUGCAGGUAAUCACUCUCCAUAUCCAUGGUGUCGCAUCGUCCACAGCCAACAAACACGUGCCAAAGCCCAGUGGUGGCCGCUGCCAUAUCAGCGGCUUCCUCUACGGCAAGGCUGGCAAGUGCAACAAGGAGAAUGGCUCCGACUGCUGUAUUCCCCGCCACCGCUACCCGCAGUUCAGGUGUUCGCCCCCAGUGUCCUCCAAGACAGUGGCAACCUUGACACUGAACAGCUUUGCCCGCGGGGGCGACGGUGGUGGGCCGUCCUUCUGUGACGAUCGCUACCACAAGGACAGCGAGCUGGUGGUGGCGCUGUCUACUGGGUGGCUGCGCCUCGACGGCACACGUCGGUGCAACAAGAUGAUCCGCAUCAGCGGGAACAGGCGGUCCCUGCUGGCCAAGGUCGUCGACGAGUGUGACUCAGUGCAUGGCUGUGACAAGGAACACAACUUUGAGCCACCAUGUGCAAACAACAUCGUGGACGGGUCGCCAGCGGUAUGGAAGGCGCUGGGGCUCAACAAGAACGUCGGAAAAUUCAAGAUCACUUGGUCUGAUGUGUGAGCUCUGAGCUGCACCAUGGCAAUGUCGUGCUAGUCUAUACUUAGAGGCAUACACAAGGGAACUGUGUGCUCCUCAUUUAUAUAAACCAUAUGGUGUGUGUGUGUGUGUGUGUGUGUGUGUGUGUGUGUGUGUGUGUGUGUGAUGAUGAUGAUAAUCUUGGCGAUGGAGCAAAUAAGCCGUAUUUGCUAUCCCAAGAAAAGUGUGUACUUGUUAAUUUCCAAAACUAUGUGUGCUACUGUAUUAGCAAUAAAUUACUACUUGAAAUAAUGCACCAGUAUUUUGCAUGUUAAGAAGUUGGUGAUGCACCAGUAUUUUGUAUGUUACCAAGUUAGUAAUGACUCUGGUUUUGUGCGGUGAAAGCUCAUUUAGGUUACAGAUGUUUGAACAGUUCAGCUAUUUGAAACAAAAACAAAAAUCGAAGAGAACCAGACAAUGCCAGCAAAUUUCAGGUGUUAUAGAAAUUUUAUGUUAUAACAAAAGAUACUGUAGAAGUACCUUAAGAGAUACUCCCCCUGUCUCGCAACAUAAGAUCCUUUUUUAAGCUAACAUAGCUUGAGAAACGAUCUUAUAUUAUGGAACGCACGGAGUACAUCUUUAGACACCUGUCCAAAUUUGUUCUUCGUCUAACAGGAGCCAGAGUAGCCAAUCACAUGUAUCCUCUGUACUAGAAUACAACAAUUGCUAACUGAAACUGAAGACAACAUAUGCAUUUGAGCGCUACACUUAUAUAUACCAGUACCACAGUACCAGUUAGUCUACUCACAGUCUAAUACUGCCUCCGUCCGGAAAUACUUGUCGUAGAAAUGGAUACAAAUGGAUGUAUCUAGAACUAAAAUACAUCUAGAUACAUCCAUUCCUCGGACAAGUAUUUUUGGACGGAGGGAGUACUAGGUUAAAAUUACUUGUUAUUGGCCCAUUGAGCAGGUCAAAUAACCAUACAACUAUUUGGCCUGGCAUCAGAAGUCACAACUCACCUGAAACCCUAUGAACACAUCAAGGCCAUCUAAUAAAUCUGAACACCGCAACGAAUUGCAUGGAAAACAAUGAAAUAAUGCCAUAACUCAUAACACCACCGUUUGAAAAAUAAUAUCAUAACACUAGUCCAGUCAG
Triticum dicoccoides is the source of this 2271-nucleotide messenger RNA. Its product is annotated as putative ripening-related protein 4. The transcript has 2 exons. Lineage: Eukaryota; Viridiplantae; Streptophyta; Magnoliopsida; Poales; Poaceae. The coding region runs from base 1 to 1161 and encodes 386 amino acids. The record is from RefSeq and is a predicted model, not a curated record.